This is a messenger RNA of Stylonychia lemnae, 1446 nucleotides long. The record is from the annotation of a GenBank genome assembly. NCBI's taxonomy places the organism in Eukaryota, Ciliophora, Spirotrichea, Sporadotrichida, Oxytrichidae.
AUGAUCACAAAAUCAAUUGCUAAACUCAGCAAAUCUCUUCUCAAGAAUAAUAUCUCUGCUUUAGCUGGCUUUAACAACAAAGCUUUCUCUUCAUAAAAUCAAACGACCUCUUAAUCCGAGUCUGAAGAUUUCAGUUAGGAUCUAAAGUAAAAGAUCGAUCCUCUAAGAAACCAUGUAAAUGAUUUCCUUAGAAACACAAGUCAAUAUGAAGAUCAAAUAUAAGAUGUUUUAAUGCCCUACUAUUUUGAUAAAUCAAGUAGGUUAGCAGGCCAUUGCAGUGAGAAAGGCACAGACAGAUAUUACAGAAGAUCUUAAACUGGAGAGACAAACCUUGAAGUUCAUCCUGAGAAUUUUAAAUACCCUUAUGACAGUAAUCUCAAAUUAUCAAGUAUAGGCUAUGGAACUUAUAUUGGAGAUCCAGAUGACCUAACUGAUUAUUUGAUGUAUGAUGCAAUUAAAACUUCUGUUCUUAGUGGUGGGUUGAAUGUAAUUGAUACUUCUCCAAACUAUAGAUAUAUGAAAUCAGAGAAAACAGUGGGAAAGGUCCUCACAACUCUAGACUAGAAAUAUGGAAUUAAGAGAGAUGAGUUGUUUGUAGCAAGCAAAGUUGGGUAUGUUCCAGAAGAUGCAGAAAGAAUGAUUUCAGCCAGAGAAGCCAUAGAAACAUUAAUUUAGGAUUUGAAGGUUCCUGAAAGUGAAAUUGUCAAGGAAAGUGGCCAUUGCUUAAACCCAAUAUUUUUGAAACAACAACUCGAGAAUUCUCUUGAAAGAUUGAACCUAUAAUCAUUAGAUCUCUAUUACCUUCACAACCCAUAUGAAGCUUAAGGACCAUAUAAUACCGAUAAUGUGAUUUUCGAUAGAAUUACAAAAGCAUUUGAAUUUAUGGAGCAAUAAGUAUAAGCGGGUAAAAUUAGAAACUACGGUCUAGCGACAUAUUCUUCAUUCAGAGUGAAGCCAUCUGAGAAUAAGAUGCACUUAAGUCUUGAAAAAAUUCAUCAAUUAGCAGAAAAAGUAGGUGGGAAAAAUAAUCAUUUCAAGUACAUAUAAGUACCAAUAAAUGUGAUGAUGCCUGAAGCAUUCGUUGAAGCUUGGUAACCACACACUGAUGAUAAACAAGUCACCAAGAACAAGAUUUUACUGGGAUUGUGCAACGACCUUCAAUUAAAUGUAAUAUCGUCUCAACCUCUGCUCUAGGGUUACUUAGCGUAAAUUCCCUUAUCAAGAGCUCAUAAUAAUGUUUUCAAUAUCCCAGCAAGACAUCUACAAUUUGUGAGAAGUAUUCCAAGCAAAGCAUUAAAGUCAAGUAUUGUUGGCAUGAAAAGGAAUGAACAUGUUAGGGGAAAUCUAGAAGUAGUGAGAAAAGCAUUAAUGAAAAGAGAAGAAUUUUUCGACUCACUAAAGCCUCACAGAAGGCAAGAAUUCAUCGAGGAAGAAUUAGAUAUGUGA